UGCUGAACUUACAUCAUAUCCAAACUUGAAGUGACUUUAAGGAACUUUGCUGUAAGAUGACCUCUAAAGUUUCUUCGUAGAUAAUGGAGCCAAUGACCUGCAGACUGCAGACGUACAGUCACAGCCUGUCCCACUGUCUCCCUCUAUUAUUGAUCUUCCCACACUGGGAGAUGGCGAGUGUUACCAUGUCUUCAUUAGCUACAGCAGCACCGACUACCAGUGGACCCACUCCCUCAUCCACCAGCUGGAGUCCUUCGGCUUGCAGGUCUGCUACCAUGAGCGUGACUUCACUCCCGGCCGCACCGUGUUGGAAAACAUGUCCGACUGCAUCCAGGAGAGCCAGAAAGUCCUGCUGGUUCUCAGCCCAGAGUUUGUGAGGAGCCGCUGGUGUCUCCUGGAGGCCAACAUGUCUUUGUUCAGAGACUGCCUGCAGAGGAAACCCAUCGUCCCAGUGCUGCUGGAGCCAGGAGUCUCUGUUCCUCUCCACCUCUGCCACCUCACCUACCUGGAGGCCAACGACCCGGACUUCAAGAAUAAGCUGCUCAAGGUGCUCUGCAUCCCCAACCAGCAGCUUCAAGGGUCCACUGUGGUGCCCUUCCAGCCUCCUUCUAUCUACAAUGGGAAGGCCCUGCAGUCUUUGAUUGCUGUCAAUGAUGAUGAACUCAAUGAAUGGGAUUGUGGUCAGUUCAGUGACAUGGAGGUGCCAGACCAACUGCGCCUGAUCAUUAAGGAUCAUGAGAAGUACAGAAAGGCUGUGAGGAUGAUCAAUGAUGUCUCUCAAAGUAAAGUGUGGUUUCGCCCACUCUGGGUUAGGGUACUGAUCUACCUUACAGGCAUAAUAUGUUUUUUAAUCAUGACAGCAUUUUCCACAGGUUUGACAAUCAUAUUUUGUAGUAGCCAAAGGUUUUACGCAUACCCUUUAGGAGUAUGGGUGCUCACUAUUUCUGGUUUCUGCUGUGUUCCAUUGGGGUUGUUUAUUCAGAUUUGUCUCUGGAAGUGGGGAGAUGUGAAGUACAUUGUGAGGGAAAUGCAGAAAGCUAUAUGCAAA
Molecule: messenger RNA, 1048 nt
Organism: Anoplopoma fimbria (sablefish)
Lineage: Eukaryota; Metazoa; Chordata; Actinopteri; Perciformes; Anoplopomatidae
Exons: 2
Biological process (GO): signal transduction
Source: RefSeq, a predicted model, not a curated record